Messenger RNA from Manis javanica (Malayan pangolin), 1642 nucleotides. It is a transcript of the gene ALDOC, whose product is annotated as aldolase, fructose-bisphosphate C. Gene Ontology annotation, molecular function: fructose-bisphosphate aldolase activity. Gene Ontology annotation, biological process: glycolytic process. NCBI's taxonomy places the organism in Eukaryota, Metazoa, Chordata, Mammalia, Pholidota, Manidae. The record is from RefSeq and is a predicted model, not a curated record.
GUCACGUAGCUCUGCGGCAUCCGCAGCCUCAUUUACAGCGGCCCUGACUGGAGCCGCAGCUGCUGUGCACCUGAACGGAGCAGCUCUACCAGUGGCUGCGGCAGCUAAUUCGUUGCGCACUCGCUGCACGCAGAGCUAUCACCAUGCCCCACUUGUAUCCAGCCCUUUCUGCGGAGCAGAAAAAGGAUUUGUCUGACAUUGCCCUCCGGAUUGUGGCCCCCGGCAAAGGCAUUCUGGCUGCAGAUGAGUCUGUAGGCAGCAUGGCCAAACGGCUGAGCCAAAUCGGGGUGGAGAACACAGAAGAGAACCGCCGAUUGUACCGCCAGGUCCUGUUCAGUGCUGAUGACCGUGUAAAAAAGUGCAUUGGCGGUGUCAUCUUCUUCCACGAGACACUCUAUCAGAAAGAUGAUAGUGGGGUCCCCUUCGUCCAUACCAUCCAGGAUAAGGGCAUUGUCGUGGGCAUCAAGGUUGACAAGGGUGUAGUGCCGCUAGCUGGCACUGAUGGAGAAACCACCACUCAAGGGCUGGAUGGGCUUUCGGAACGCUGUGCCCAGUAUAAGAAGGAUGGUGCCGACUUUGCCAAGUGGCGCUGUGUACUAAAAAUCAGUGAGCGCACACCCUCAGCACUUGCCAUUCUGGAGAAUGCCAAUGUGCUGGCCCGUUAUGCUAGCAUCUGCCAGCAGAAUGGUAUUGUGCCUAUUGUGGAACCUGAGAUCCUGCCUGAUGGAGACCAUGACCUCAAACGUUGCCAGUAUGUUACAGAGAAGGUCUUGGCUGCUGUGUAUAAGGCCCUGAGUGACCAUCACGUGUACCUGGAGGGGACUCUGCUCAAGCCCAACAUGGUGACCCCUGGCCAUGCCUGUCCCAUUAAGUAUAGCCCAGAGGAAAUCGCCAUGGCAACUGUUACAGCUUUGCGUCGCACUGUGCCUCCAGCUGUCCCAGGAGUGACCUUCCUUUCUGGGGGCCAGAGUGAGGAGGAGGCAUCACUCAACCUCAAUGCUAUCAACCGCUGCCCCCUUCCCCGGCCCUGGGCCCUCACCUUCUCCUAUGGGCGUGCCCUGCAGGCCUCUGCACUCAGUGCCUGGCGAGGGCAACGGGACAAUGCUGGAGCUGCCACUGAGGAGUUCAUCAAGCGGGCUGAGGUGAAUGGGCUUGCAGCCCAGGGCAAGUAUGAAGGCAGUGGAGACGAUGGUGGAGCGGCAGCACAGUCCCUCUACAUUGCCAACCAUGCCUACUGAGUACCCACUCCACACUACAGCCAUUGGCAUGGCCAUCUGCACCCAAUUUUGCCCGUAGUUAUGGCCAGGGCCACAUAGCCACGCAGAGCAGAGGUGCCUCCAUCCAGCACUCUGUCAUCUUCCUUCUUUCUCUUCCUCCCCACCUCCCAUUGCACAACUGGGACCACUGGGUGGGAAGACAGGGAGUCCCUCAUGACCAAUGGCAGGAGAACAUGGUAGAAAUCAGAGCAGGAUGCCUGGUCUCCCCACUGCCUCUGCCAGUUCCCUACAAUUUCCCCAUGAUGAGGUACUUUUCCUUGGUCUUUCCUUGCCUGCACUGUCUCCUGGUAUCAGAGGGUAGGACACCAGACCUGACUCAUGCCUUGGGUGCAUACCACAUAGAAAAUAAAUGGUAGCAAAACAUG